AUGAUUGUUCAAUCAGAUAUCAAUUUCCCCGUCACUGUCAUCACCGUACCCAAGAAUAUUCACCAACCUGUAGUGUCGGAAAAGGAAAUCCCCCAACAAACUCAAUUGUUGUUACAAAGUGGUUUGCCCGACCAAGGAAUCCCGCUUCAAGUUGUACUUCCUCAAAAUGGUUUCCAAAGAGUCCAGGAGGAACCCAUUGCCGAGAGUCAUCACUAUCACGAGGAACCUCAGCUACCACAGAUCAUCCAAUCCCAAGACACUGCCGAACAAGAUCAACAGCAGCAGCAAUUGCAAGAGCCCCAGCAAGAAAAUGAAAGCAACGCCAACAACAAUUUCUUGAGCGUGAUUCCGUCAAGAAAACCCUCAGCUUCAUCUUUGCACGAAGUUCCCCUCUAA
Messenger RNA from Acaulospora colombiana, 396 nucleotides. Lineage: Eukaryota; Fungi; Glomeromycota; Glomeromycetes; Diversisporales; Acaulosporaceae. The record is from the annotation of a GenBank genome assembly.